Clonostachys rhizophaga is the source of this 1326-nucleotide messenger RNA. Lineage: Eukaryota; Fungi; Ascomycota; Sordariomycetes; Hypocreales; Bionectriaceae. The record is from the annotation of a GenBank genome assembly.
AUGAAGCUUUUGGCUAGCGCUAUUGGGCUCGCAAGUGUAGUUUCAACAUCGCUUGCGAGUCCCACCGAGUCUAUUUCGUCUCGAGAUACCCGCAUAAGCUACGAUGGUCACCACGUCUAUCGUAUCGAUACCAAUACACAGAAAGACAUAGAGGACGCCAAGGCCAAGUUCGCUCAUCUCCCAACUCUUCAAUCCCACGAUAGCUUUGAGGUCGUUGUUCCGCCCAAUGAGGUCCAAGCGGUAGAAGAUCUUGGUUUGAAUAUCCGCCUUCUCAGUAACGAUCUAGGGGCUCAAAUACGCGCCGAAGCCGUUCAGGCGACCUACAAAAGGGAAUUGAGCAAGAAAGGAGAACUACCUGAUCUAAGCUGGUUCGAAAGCUACCAUGCCUACGAAGAUCAUCUCACUUACUGGGAUGAUCUCCAAGCUUCAUUCCCCAAUAACUCAGAGAAGAUUAAUCUCGGACAAUCAUAUGAGGGAAGAGACCUCUAUGCCUUUCACCUCUGGGGAGACGAGGGAAAUUCUGAAGAAAAGCCUAUCAUCUACUGGCACGGCACUGUCCAUGCGAGGGAAUGGAUCACCACAAUGGUAGUCGAAUAUCUGACCUACCAGCUCAUUGACGGAUAUACCUCUGGUGAUGCGAAUGUCACAUCAUUUUUAAACUAUUACGACUUCUGGAUCGUUCCGUUCCACAACCCUGACGGAUUUAAGUACACACAGACCACCAACAGACUGUGGCGUAAGAGCAGGCAGCCUCGUAGCAAUACAACUUGUAUCGGUACUGAUCUGAACCGCAACUGGGACUAUACGUGGUACCUUGAUCCAGAGGGUGGUGGCUCUGUUUCGACAAACCCUUGCUCCGAGACCUUCAAGGGCCGUGGACCUGGCGAUACCCCCGAGAACAUUGUUCUCUCAGCCUUAUCUAAAAAGCUCGCAACCACGGGUCAAGGAAUCAGGUCCUAUAUUGAUUGGCACUCCUAUUCCCAGCUGAUUCUCACCCCUUGGGGAUGGAGCUGUGCACCUGAAGACCUUCCUGCCACUCUCCCUCGCAUGAGAGAAGUCGGUGAAGGUGUUGCAAGGGCCAUACGUGCAGUCGACGGUAAAGAGUUCAUAGUUGGCCCUGCCUGUGAGGUACUCUACUCCUCUACAGGGACUGGGCGUGAUUACCACCACGGAGUGCUUGCAGCCAACCAUUCCUGGAGUCUUGAGUUGAGGCCUACCAGUUCCGGGGAAGGUGGAUUUAUCUUGCCUCCGGAGCAAAUCUGGCCUUCUGUAAGGGAACAAUGGGCUGGCCAGCUCUGGAUGCUUGAUGAGAUCAAGAAUGACUAG